This is a messenger RNA of Stylonychia lemnae, 672 nucleotides long. NCBI's taxonomy places the organism in Eukaryota, Ciliophora, Spirotrichea, Sporadotrichida, Oxytrichidae. The record is from the annotation of a GenBank genome assembly.
AUGUCAUUUACUCAGGAGAAGAAAUGCUUUAUUAAGGUGGUAGCGAUUGGAGACUCAGGAGUAGGAAAGACAUCAUUAAUUCAAAUGUUUGAAAACUCAAAAUUUACAGAAAAUUUCAAGCCAACUAUAGGAGCUGACUUUAGCAAUAAAGAAAUUACAAUCAAUGGCAGAGUAGUCACUUUGCAAAUUUGGGACACUGCUGGAUAAGAGAGAUAUCAAAGUCUUGGAACUGCUUUCUACAGAGGAGCUGACUGCUGCUUGAUCGUAUACGAUAUUACAAAUAGUCUAUCUUUCGAGAAUGUGAUUAAUUGGAAGAAUUCUUUCUUAAAUAAGAGUAUGGUAGUAAAUCCUGAGGGUUUUCCUUUUAUGAUAGUUGGAAACAAAAUUGAUCUUGAAAAUGAAAGACAAGUGUCGCUUAAUGAAGGAGAGAAAGUAUGCAAAUAAAAUGGAGAUUUGCUUUUCACAGAGGCAUCAGCCAGGACAAAUUAAAAUGUAGAAAUAGCAUUCUAAAAAUUAGCAGCAAACGCUUUGAAAAGAUAGGAAGAGAUGUAGAAGUCACUUGAUGAAAGUAUGCAAAACAGAAGAGCUUAGGAAAGAGAGAAAAAUAAGAGAUUAGGAAGGCCUGAUAAAUAAGCAGGAUAAACCUAAGGUUCUUAAUGUGAAUAAUGUUGA